Messenger RNA from Vitrella brassicaformis, 3424 nucleotides. The record is from the annotation of a GenBank genome assembly. Lineage: Eukaryota; Vitrellaceae.
CGGCCGCACGCACACACACACACAGGGGCGUCCAUGUAGGCGAUUCGAUUGUGCAGACACACAGGCGAUUCGAGCGUCCUGCCGUCGAGUGUCCCCGCCCGCCAACACACUCCACACCAACAUGGGCGCACGAGUCAUAUGCAUCUCACCCCACUCUGAUCGAAUGGAAACUUACUCACGCAGGAACCAUGAAAGCAACACACAACGCACACCACAUACACACACACAGGCACACGAGAUAAGGCACCGACCGACCGGCCGGCCGGCUGGCUGGCUGGCUGACUGCAAAUCACUCACUCUAUCUCCCAGUCACUCACGUCAAUGUAUGUCUGUCUGUCUGUCGCUGUCGGUCGCUGAGUGCAUCCGCCCGCUCCGCCUCAUCUAUCGGCUCACAACUCAGUGUAGCUGUCAGCCCAUGGACGAGCUGAAGCAAUUCCAUGCAGCGAGCGGCCAACCGGACAGACACGAACAAAGGACGCAAUACAGACAGAGCCAAUAAAUCGCCCAGAACACCGCAUUCGCCAACAAGAAACUCGUGUCUGUCUGUCUGUCUGAGUGGCUGAUUGCAUCCGCGCGCCCCGCCCUCACCUGUCGGCUCACAACUCAGUCAGUGUAGGUGUCCACCAAAAGGUGAGCGACUAGGCAAAGAGAACAAAAAGUGACUUCGUUCCACACACAUAUUACUACUCAUCCACACGUGUGGAUGAGCUACUAGUACUACACAACAAGAGGGGGAGAGUAGGGGAGCCGAGCCGAGCCGAGCCGAGCAGGACUCACUCUCUUCUCGUCGCCCUACAUGAAGAUCUGCUCAUACACGGACGACGCGCGUGUCUGGCCGUACUGAGUGACACACAACACCACAGCACCACAGCACCGGCGUCGUUCUCUCUCUUUCUUUGUAUCAGUGUUCGUGUGGUGUGCAGUGUUACCUACCGGGCCUUUCAGGAAGGCGUCAAACAUGAGCAGAGCCACCUCUGGCUGGUCCCUGACACACAAACACAACGCAACACAAGAGGAUCUCACUGUGACACACACGUACAGUGUGUGUGCUGUUUGUACUGUUGGUUGGCCCGUGUGCACGCUUACAUUGGGACCAUGUGUCCGGCCGAGAAGACCCGCAUGAAAGUCAGGUUCUCGACGGUCUUCUGGCUCGCCACCGCCUUGCCAUCCACCACCCAAUCAGUCAUCUACACACACAACACAACACAAGGAUAGGAUAGCGUCUGUCUGUCUGCCAUGGUGAGGGUGGGGGUGUGUGUGGGUGGGGUCAUCUUCCGGUCUCCGUUCUUGGCUGAGCUGACCUCCUUUUGCCUGAAGUCAGCCUGGUGCUCCCACUGUAUCUUGUGGACCCAAUCGAGGCCGCCGAACCAGUUGCAGAUGUAGUCCUGGUCACCAUUGUAGAUCAGCACGGCCUUGCCAGCUGCCAGCAGCCCCGCAACCUUCUUACGAACCCUACACGUGCCACACACACAUACAGACACACAUAAAGGACACGCAGGUCAACGAGCGAAAAGGGUUUAGGGAAGUUUAGAGACAGAGAGGGGGGGAGGGGGGGCGGGGUAUGUGUGUGUGUCUUACGAGAGGAUCCAGUCGCCGAGAAGGGUGGUGUGGACGACAUAGUUGCAGUCGACCCACCUCUUGUCCACACCCAUGGCCUCCUGCACCGAGGGGUCAUUCAGGAAGUUGCCGAUGCCCGUCUCGUUGUAACACAGAGGGGGCACCUGCACGCACAGUCCAGUCCCCCCACACGCACACACCACUUCUGCCACUCACUCUGCAACUGUGUGUGCCUGAGUCACCGACCUCGCACUGCAGCCUGAUGUCGUAUGGGUUGAGUGUGCCGAGCAGCUGUGUGGUGAGCGGCUCGCACAGCACAUUGGCGAUCUCCCAUAUGCCGCUCUCGACGGCACGGUCGCACGCCUGAUACGCUGACACACAUCCAUCCAUCCAUCCACACGUGAGAAGUGUGUAGCCCCGGUACCUUUCUUUGCGUGUUGGUAGGUCCUGUUGCUGAUGAGGUUGUUGGCGUAUGCGAAGUCGGCAUAGGCCGGGAACUGCGUGUACGGGUCCACCCAGCCAUUGCCGAUAGCCACGCCUAACACAUGGCAUGGGGGCCGCCAUAUCCUGUCUGUGUGUGUGCGUGUCCCGCAUCCUCCCAGCCAGCCACCUUUGAAGUUGAGCCCCUGGAUGGGGUUCUGCAGCAAGUAGUGCGCAAUCGACGGGAUAUAAUGCCCGGCGUAGCUCUCGCCGGUGAUGUAGAACGGCCUGGGGGCACGGGCAAAUCAUCAACCGACGGACGUCGCAAACGACAAACGUGUCCGUAGCGAGUGAGUGGGUGAUUGUCUGUCUGUCUGCCUGUCUGCCAUCCUCUGCCCACCUGUCGACUAAGUGCGGGAAGAGAGUGAGGAAUUUGGUCAGAAAGGUGUCCAUGUCUGACCAACAAGCGCGCAGGCAGGCAGGCAGGCAGCCCACGAAGUGGCACAUCGACACAACGAACGAGCGCAUCUGACGUCCCCCACCCAACCGACCCACCGACCCUUUGAUAUUUGUUUCUCGUUCUUGGCGUAGUUGAGCGGGUCAUUUGUCUCGCUGAAACCCGUCCCCAGUGGCUGGUCCACAUACAACAUGUUCGCCACGCUCGACCUGACACGAUGGAUGAAGGAUGGAUGGUAGGAGGUGCAGACAGACAGAGAUCCAGAGAGAUCGUGCGCGUGUUCCUCUCUCCUUCACUCACCAUGAGUGCUCAUUGUAUGCCAGUGUGGCGUUCGGCUGCCCCCUACACACAGACAGACAGACAGACACGCAGAGGGCGAGAGAGACUACGAGUAGGCCCACACACACCACCAAAGCCGACGCUGCGCCAACUAACCAGAAGGGCCCGUUCUCCUGCAGCCAUGCGAUCUCCGAAGAGCAGCCAGGACCUGACAGUGACGCAUACACAUUCACGUGAGGCAAACCUCUCUGCGUGUGGAGGCCUGUGCUUCGUCUGGCCUUUAUUACCUACCUCCGGUGAGCCACAUGACGAAGGGGUCAGAUGCAGGCUCUCCUCUGCUGGGGAAGAACGUGUAGAACAUCUCCCCACCCUCAUAACCCGUGUGGAUGAAUCCUGCACACCACCAGCCAGCAAUGCACCGACGCACGGACACACCACGCAAUGCACCGUCCGAGCUCUUGUGCCCACCACAGUGCUGCUUACCUGUGAACAUUUUCUCUCCCAGGAAGGCCUCGGCUGUCACUUCUUUCUUCUCUGGCAAUGCUUGUGCCGCCAUGGGUGAGCGGAUGGAUGAAGGGCCGCAUGACACGACGGCAAGAGCUGCAACCGACAGGAUCACCGACAGACGUCCAAACAUGGUGCGCUGAUGUGCAGGGGAAGGUGUCACGGCACGUGGGAUCUUCCGAUCUGCAAGCUUAGCUAUGGCCCCCC